AUGACAGAGACUCCAACUCUACCAGUAGCGUUCUUCUCGCCGGCCGCUUCUCUCCCCCUACCCACCCGACUGCGUUGGUACAUGUGUGUCGUGGUAACGCUCUCCUCACUCAACUACCCCGAUGUAAUCCCCCAAGUCUACGCCCAGCUCGACAGCCAGCUCCUGUCACAGCUCUCACCAGAGGACCGCUUCAGCGCCGUACGCAAGCUCCGCGAGGGCCUCAUCAAGUCAACUGGUAUCGCCGGCGCCGCACGCACCGGCAACGCGAUGCGCACGCUCGCCAGCUGCAUCCCGGAAGAUCUGCAGGAGAAGACGUCGCUGCGUUUGCAGGAGGCGGACGAUGUCGCCCGCGAGCGAGGCAAGGCGUUCUGGUCGAGGAUAUAUGCUCGUAAUGAGGCGUUUGAUCCGGGGGCGUCGGUUCGUGCGAGUCCGGAUUAUGCGUUUGUUGUUAGAGAGGUCCUUUAUGCCCGCAUCUUCUCCUUUGAUGCUGUCAUUGACGAUUUGUUGACGGGGUAUGUCAUCGUCUCGGCGCUCUACGGAAUGGAUUGUCCCAACCAGCUGCAGAACCAUAUGAAAGGGAUGUUGAUCAAUGGGGCUACAAGGGAGGAUCUGGAGGAACUCCGCGAUCUUUCUUUAGGUCUGGCAAAGGUACUCGGAGUGCGAUCUAGGUACCCUCCGCCGUUGAUCCCAGAGAAGCCGGAAGACGGGGAGUCAUAA
Messenger RNA from Aspergillus puulaauensis, 717 nucleotides. RefSeq lists its product as uncharacterized. Lineage: Eukaryota; Fungi; Ascomycota; Eurotiomycetes; Eurotiales; Aspergillaceae. The record is from RefSeq and is a predicted model, not a curated record. The transcript is spliced from 2 exons. The coding region runs from base 1 to 717 and encodes 238 amino acids.